Molecule: messenger RNA, 2041 nt
Organism: Amphibalanus amphitrite
Lineage: Eukaryota; Metazoa; Arthropoda; Thecostraca; Balanomorpha; Balanidae
Exons: 2
Coding region: 808-1650 (280 amino acids)
Source: RefSeq, a predicted model, not a curated record
CUGAACAACGGGAAAGCAGCAUGACUUUCAACACCCAGAAAAAUGGCAAGCAUGCAUGAGUUGCGUGUGAAGUGAGACUCCGGUAUGCGGUAUGCCCAUCUCCGUUAAUCAGACUCGCUGUCUCUGAGCCGGCCUCGGAGCCACUCAGUCUCGCGGCUGUGGGCCCGCAGCGCCGGCCGCCGAGUAGUUAAUCUGCACACGGCGGUAACCGCCAGGCGGUCUGUGUGAACCGGCGGUGGUUUUGCUGCAUGCUAGCGGUGCUGGAGAGCGGUAACCCAGUUACGAGUCCCAUAUGGUCGGCCCGCCGCGCCGCGCCGCGCCGGCCGGCCGCAGUUAGCAGAGGACGGGCCUCCAGCGGACAGGGUGAGCGGACGGAGGACGGGCCUCCAGCGAGCGGAGGCAGGUGCCGAGUGUCCUCCGAAAAUCCCUGCUAGUGGUAAACGAAGACAGGAAGUAGUGCUCUGUGUAUAGGUUGGUGAAGUUAGACGGUACAGUGCCGAGACGGAGAAAGCAUGAAGAAGUGAAGUAAUCAGAGUGAAUUAAGUGAUGCUUUUACCUGGUAUCAAUCGGAACAUACAAGUGAAUAAGUGACAACGGUGAGAGAAAUCAAAGCAAGACAUGGGUUGACUGACUGGUGAAAGAGCCUACAAGUAUAUCAAUAUUCCAAGAUCACUCGUGAGUGAAGCCGGAACACCGUCAGUGACAAACAGGAAGUGUCUGAGCGCGUGACACGGGCGCGUUUGGAGGCGUCUGAACGCCUAGUGACUGUCUCCAGAGAUGAGGUCACGAUGAGAUGAGACGGCAGGAAUGAAGGUCGCUCGUCUCGUGCUGUGUGUGGUGGGCGCGGCGGCACUGCUGCCUCGGGCGUCGGCCAAAUUCCACUACGGCGAAUACAAGACGAUCGAGCAGAUGAGGAGCGGGAGAGAGGAGACUGGCAGCCCUCUGAUGAACCUCUGGUCGUCAGCGAUGGAAACGUUUACCAGCGGCAUUUAUCGGCUGCUGCAGGUCAGCACGGUACUCAAGUCUGACCUCGCUGACCUCUGGAAGUACCCAGACUACCCAGAGUACCCGGAGUACCCUCAGUACCAGCGGUACCCGCAGUAUCCACGGUAUCCAGAGUAUCCGGAGUACCCGGAUCUGGCAUCGGCUGCCUCCGCAAGUCACGGCCUGAGCUUCAUCGGAGUCUACCCCGACCAGGGAAACAAGUGCUACCGCUGUCCUGCAGACCAGGCUUCGGCUGCCUCCGAGCAGGUUAUCAGUACGGAAAAUGUCCUUCAUAAGGAACCGAGCCAGGCGAGCACUGGGGCCUCAGCGCAAGCCGCCGAUCCAACGUACCCAGAUUACGGUUCAUACCCGUCUUACGGCCAAUAUCCCGAGUACGGUUCGUAUCCCGAGUACGGUUCAUAUCCCGAGUACGGAUCUUAUCCAACUUACGGCCCGUAUCCCGAGUACGCUCCGUACUCAGAUUAUAGCGAUUACGGUGACCGUGUGUCUGAAGAAGAGCGGGAGCCGCUGGUGGCUCCGUUCGUGCCUGGGGGAACCAUCUGGAUGGGGUUGAGGAUCGUUCUGCCGGUGACGGUGACGGCAGCGACGUCGUCGGCACGGGAACGGGAAGCACAAGUGGAGGUUGGAAAAAGAAGUAGAAAAUAGACUAGUGCGGAUGUUUACAUAAAAGAGAAGACUAAUCAGCUGCCUGCUACAGGUUGCAAUGGACGGGGAUAAUGAAGUAAAAGACGGACCGAGGCAGUGACAUGGUAGUGCAGUGGUCGUGUCUCAUGCUCGGGGAUCAAAGUUUGAUCAUUGAUGUGGUUAUUGAUCGGUGACCAGUGAUGAAUGGCCAAUGAGCUAUGACGAGUGACUAUAGUGACCAAUACCAAGUGAACGGUGGUUGAGUGGUGGCAAGUGACUCGUUUCCAGUGAUAAGCGGUUGAUAAACAAUGAUCAAACAUACCAUUGCUCAAUAACCAGUGCAUACAAUGUUGCUUGCAACAAAUGAAUAAAUAAAUAUCCAUGAUUUGUGACUGGUAAUCGGAAACAAUUA